Molecule: messenger RNA, 1636 nt
Organism: Pecten maximus
Lineage: Eukaryota; Metazoa; Mollusca; Bivalvia; Pectinida; Pectinidae
Product: myosin regulatory light chain 2, smooth muscle minor isoform
Exons: 5
Coding region: 149-658 (169 amino acids)
Cellular component (GO): cytoplasm
Molecular function (GO): calcium ion binding
Source: RefSeq, a predicted model, not a curated record
GGCCAGGAAUAUAUUUCAUAUUAACAGUUUAUUUUUGAAAAUAUAUAUGAAGCGCAUGCGCAAAAUUUAUAUCUUUUGAUUUCCUGUCACACAAGUGCCUGGCAUUCUUCAAAUUUCUUUUUCGUGAAAGUAGGAUCAAAGCAUCACAAUGUCGAGCAGAAAAACUAAAGGAAAGACAACCAAGAAAAGGGCACAGCGUGCUACCUCAAAUGUGUUUGCUAUGUUUGACCAAGCCCAGAUCCAGGAAUUUAAGGAAGCUUUUAACAUGAUUGACCAAAACAGAGAUGGAUUCAUUGACAAAGAAGAUUUGCAUGAUAUGUUGGCUUCCUUAGGUAAAAAUCCUACUGAUGAGUCUCUGGACGAGAUGAUGAACUGUGCACCAGGACCAAUCAACUUUACCAUGUUUCUUACCAUGUUUGGUGAAAAAUUAAAUGGCACUGAUCCAGAGGAUGUCAUAAAGAAUGCAUUUGCAUGUUUUGAUGAAGAUGCCACAGGAUACAUCAAUGAGGACAGACUUAGAGAACUUUUAACGACAAUGGGAGACCGUUUUACUGAUGAUGAGGUUGAUGAGAUGCUGAGGGAAGCACCAAUAAAGAAAGGAAUGUUCAACUAUGUAGAAUUCACAAGGAUAUUGAAACAUGGAAAGAAGGACGAAUGAAAAUCCCAUCCUCAUCACUUUGGACAUUUCUUCACUCUCUUACAUGUUACGAUGUAGGCGUUGCUGAGACAUUCCAUAUAUGAACUGUUAGCCUUUAUAUAUCGCAUUGUAAUCUCAUAUUUGCUGUCUUUCAACAAUGUUAAAUUGGAACAAAAGCUAUGCAUGGCAUUUAUAUAUUUAUAAGUCAAUGGGACUAGUCUCAUCUUCGGUUUGUCUGUUAGAAGCAAACUUCAUUUAUAUCAAAUUUCAUUUUUUUCAGAGUGACCUUUAUUAAAGGUGAACAUUUAUAAAUGUAUUUAAUUUGUUGAAAAAAAAUCAUGUUUUUAUUCUGCAGAUAUUUUUUUUUUUUUCUUAAAGUUUACUUAAAAUAUUGCUUUCAAUUCUUAACAAUUACUGAAAUAUAUCUUGAAUAUCACAUCCACAUUUAACUGAUGAAAGUUGAUACAAAUGGAUACUUGAGUAAACAGGCGUUAUGUGUGUUACCUGUGCUGUUUUAAGACUGAAACAGCACUUAAUAUACAUUUGUAAUGAAAUGAAAAAUUACAUUUUUGGAGUAAAAUAAAAUUUGUUUUGUUCGAUGCAGAAUUACAUCGGGUUUGAGGAGCCUGUAGUGUGUUAUGUUCAGAAAAAGUACAGUAUUUUACGUUAUAUUUGUAGCAUAUAAGUUAAUUGUAGGGUGUUAUAGCCAGCUAGUAGAAGAUAUAUCCAAUAUGAUGCAACUGUCUAAUCCUUGUACAAUAUUAGAUGUAUCAAGAUGUAUUCCUUUCUGGAUAUUUUAUCAUGAAGUGUUUCAUUGACCUAGACUCUUAUGAAUUGCUUCAUGUUUUUUUGUUUUGUUUUUUUUGCUCAACAUGAUAAUUAAAGUCAAGUGAAGUACAUAUUAUUUUGAUUUCCAGAAAAGUAAAAAAAAGAAAUUAUUUACCUGGAGUAAUCUCCCUUUAAAAUGUGAUCAGCAUUAAUAAACCAAAUUGCAGUUGG